This is a messenger RNA of Myotis brandtii (Brandt's bat), 2252 nucleotides long. RefSeq names its product choline/ethanolamine phosphotransferase 1 (gene CEPT1). Gene Ontology annotation, cellular component: Golgi apparatus; endoplasmic reticulum membrane. The transcript is spliced from 11 exons. Bases 570 to 2063 code for a protein of 497 amino acids. Gene Ontology annotation, molecular function: diacylglycerol cholinephosphotransferase activity; ethanolaminephosphotransferase activity. The record is from RefSeq and is a predicted model, not a curated record. Gene Ontology annotation, biological process: phosphatidylethanolamine biosynthetic process. Lineage: Eukaryota; Metazoa; Chordata; Mammalia; Chiroptera; Vespertilionidae.
CUGAGCCGGGCGGGGCUGCCUUCCCUUUGGAACGUGAUACCGGUGCUUCGUGGAUGGGCCACGCUUCUGGGUCGGCAACUUCUGGAGGAGCGUCCGAGGGCAGUGACCGGCCCCGAGGUCGCCCGCCGGGGUCGCUGGGGCGCUGGGCUCGGCAGGAUGGGUUCGCCUGGCUUCCCAGGGGCGCUGGGUGAAUGGGAUCUUUCCGUGUAGCCGCCUUCACUCUUCUCCCCUUCGGGGCUUGGCGUGUUGGCCCCUUUGCAUCAUUGGGAUCGAACGUAUCAUUUUGCUUGAAGUCACAGUUCAUGAAUGAAUGCCUAUUAAGACGGCAGGCAAGGUCUUAGUUACCUUUCAACCACGAUUCUCGUCUCAUCUCGGCGGGGAACAGAAACGGUUCCGUUCCUGCUCUAAAACGAGUAGGAAUGUGUUGAGUGUGUGUAUGGAAUGGACUGACCGCACCGGUCAGGCUGUGGUGAGGACAUUUCCAGCAUUUUAUGCCGUUCACAUAAAAUUCCAGAGAGGGAGGUUCUAUGUAAAGCCUUUUGCUGCACUUGUGGUCUGUGCUGAGGAACAUGAGCCACAGCCCCCUGUGCAGCUGGUCUCUACGAUCCUUCCAGUUCAUCGGUCACACUGCUGAUACCAUCUGUCCUCUGAAAGUCACCUUUUCAUUGCUCUUGACCCCCACCUGGAAUACUGUCUGUAGAGAAUCCUUUUCUACUGGUAAAGACCAGCCACAAAAAGCUGUAAAGCAAGAUAAAUUAUUCUCUCCGAAUAAAAUAAAGCCAGAGUCCAUGAGUGGCCAGCGGUCGUCCAAGAAACGAUGUGGGGACGCGCGCGCGGAGUCCCCCGUGGGCUUCGGGCACAUGAGUACUCCAGGGUGUGUGUUAAACAAGUUGUUUCAGCUGCCCACGCCACCGCUGUCCAGGCACCAGCUCAAGCGGCUGGAAGAGCACAGAUACCAGAGUGCCGGGCGGUCCCUGCUGGAGCCCCUGAUGCAGGGGUACUGGGAGUGGCUCGUGGGAAGAGUCCCCUCCUGGAUCGCCCCGAACCUCAUCACCAUCAUCGGGCUGUCCAUAAACAUCUGCACGACAGUCUUAUUAGUCUUUUACUGCCCUACAGCUACAGAGCAGGCACCUCUGUGGGCAUAUAUUGCCUGUGCGUGUGGCCUUUUCAUCUACCAGUCUUUGGAUGCCAUAGACGGAAAACAGGCGAGAAGAACCAAUAGUAGUACUCCUUUGGGAGAACUUUUUGAUCAUGGUUGUGAUUCACUAUCAACAGUGUUUGUGGUUCUUGGAACUUGUAUUGCGGUGCAACUGGGGACAAAUCCCGAUUGGAUGUUCUUUUGUUGUUUUGCUGGGACGUUCAUGUUCUAUUGUGCGCACUGGCAAACAUAUGUUUCUGGAACAUUGCGAUUUGGAAUAAUUGAUGUGACUGAAGUGCAAAUCUUCAUAAUAAUCAUGCAUUUGCUGGCAGUGAUUGGAGGACCACCUUUUUGGCAAUCUAUGAUUCCAGUGCUGAAUAUUCAAGUGAAAAUUUUUCCUGCACUUUGUACUGUCGCAGGGACCAUAUUUUCCUGUACGAAUUAUUUCCGUGUAAUCUUCACAGGUGGUGUUGGGAAAAACGGAUCAACGAUCGCAGGAACAAGUGUCCUUUCUCCUUUUCUCCACAUUGGAUCCGUGAUCACAUUAGCUGUGAUGAUCUACAAGAAAUCCGCAGUCCAGCUUUUUGAAAAGCAUCCCUGUCUUUAUAUACUGACAUUUGGUUUUGUAUCUGCUAAAAUCACCAAUAAGCUUGUGGUGGCGCACAUGACAAAGAGUGAAAUGCAUUUGCACGACACAGCCUUCAUAGGCCCAGCACUUCUGUUUCUGGAUCAGUAUUUCAACAGCUUUAUCGAUGAAUAUAUUGUGCUUUGGAUUGCCCUGGUCUUCUCUUUCUUUGAUUUGAUUCGCUACUGUGUCAGCGUCUGCAAUCAGAUCGCAUCUCACCUGCACAUACACGUCUUCAGAAUCAAGCUUUCUUUGCAAAGGAGCUCAGCUCAGGAGCAGAUGUACCCCACUGGCGUGUGAGGGGGAGCUAGUGACCAACACCCGGAAUUCGGAGGGGAAGGUUUCCUAUCUUGACAUCGCUGAGGAAGUCAUUUUUUUAUUGCUCAAGAAAUGGAGUGUCUCGUGGGCUGGGACCCUGUCAGCAUGCGGAAUAAUGUACCUUUGUCGAUUCAUUUUAUUUUUUUAAAUAAAUAUAUGAUCUGAAAGCCA